UCAUGCACACAAGCUAAUGAUUCCGGCUAAUAAUGGCUAUUGAUCGGUACAAACUGCAACCUGGGGGGCAACAUAAACACAUGAACCCCAUUUUGUUUCUACUGAUCUCGUUCUCACAGUCGGGAACAGGUUCUUUAAGGGUAGAUAUGGGGGUGUCACUUGUGAAAUCCCUGAGGAAUGAAGAAGCGUUUAUCCCGUGCUCUGUAACCGACUGGGGCCCCGGAGAAGUGAAUCCCAAAAACCUGGCAGUUGAAUGGACCCAGAAAACCUUGGAUGGAAGUGAAGAGCCAGUGUAUCUGUAUGUGUCUGGGACUCGCACCCCCACCCGGCCCGGAUCCUACAUAUCAGACCGGGACCUUAUAACCGGCAAUGUGGGGCUUCACUUACCCCGGGUUCAGUUCACAGAUGAAGGAGAAUAUACCUGCACUGUCUUUUAUACCCCAGAUAAAGCCGUGGGGCAGUCUGUCCUGCAGGUGUCAGCUCCCCCAGCCCCCAGGCUGACACCGACUGAUAUCACAAUGGAGCCCGGAACAGAGACGACAGUUACGUGUGAGGCCGAUGAGUUUUAUCCCAAAGACAUAACUUUCCAGUGGAUCAAAUAUCAACGAGGUUCUGGGAAUGUUCUGUUACAAAAAGGAGUCUCCUUCACUCUCCCAAUAGAUAAUAAAGAUGGAACCUUCAAUCAAAGUAGUUUUCUGCGGAUAAAUCCGACACUAGAAGAUAAUGGGAACGUCUAUUCCUGUAAUGUGUCCCACAGAUCCAUGGGAACUGAUCUGCAGCUCUGUCUCACUCUCUCCGUCACAGAGAAGAAAACUGGGAGCAUUAUUGGAGCAAUAACUGCAACACUUGCUGUGGCAAUAAUUUCAAUUGGUAUUGGUAUUUUGGGCUGCAUGAUCCUUAAAAAAGAGCCCCCCAAACUCUCUCCCAUUACCGGAGCGGAACAUUUGGUGCAUAUGAACGAGGCGACUCUCUCCUGCCAGAUCUCUGGUUUCCGACCCAAACCCAUCAGAAUUACAUUGUGUUUGCAAAGAAAUGGGGGAGAAAGGAUGGAAAUUUACUCCUGGGAUUCUGAGGCCCAAACUGGUUCCGCUGCCCCAGUGCAAGAGCCAGAGAGAGAGGAGUUAAUGGGAACUUGGAAUGUGCAAUAUCUGCCCCCGGCACAGAGGGCGCUGCAAGUGGAAAUGGUUCCUGUAAUAACAACAAGUAAAUAUCAGCGACUUUCCAACUGUCAGUGCACAAUCCGUAUAACCCCCGACAUAGAGGAAGAUGAUGGGGCAGAACUGACUGUGAGGGUCACUCACUCUGCCCUGAGGGGCCCCAUCUCUGUGUCCUGUCGGCUGGAGGUCAGGGGAGUAAAACCAAACAUUUACAAAAUCGUAUCCCCGCUCCGUAUCCUCCAUGAAGAACCCGUGACUCUGACCUGCCCCAUCUAUGGGUUCAAGCCAAAGCCGCUCUCUGUUACUUGGCUGAAAGUGGAUCCACUGGGUCGGGAAACAGAACUUCUGAGCUGGGAUCGGGGUUCAACCGACAUCUGUGAUCCCCAAUAUUCCCAUCAGCUGGCGGAGAAUGAGAGAGAACAUAGAGAAGAAGAAGACGAUCACAUUAACUACUUCCUAAGCAACGUGACCCUGAAGCCCACAGUGAGGGGGGAUCACGGGGCUCAGUACGUCUGUAGGACUCACCAUUACGCCACAGGGGAAAGGGCAGAGAAACGUAUGGAAAUGCAGGUUUUAGCUGUCCCACAACUGGAUCCCAUACAGACGUCUUCUGACAUUAUAUCUGUAGGAAAAGAGAUCAAGUUAUCUUGCAGAAUCCAUUCCUUUUACCCACAACCUUUGAACAUUUCCUGGUAUAAAGAAGAUGAGAUCUUGGUAUCAACUAAUACCCAAAUAAUCCCUGAGGACAAUGGCCUGUUCCAUGGUACCAGCCGUGCCACAUACAGGCCCAGUGUGAGGGACAUUGGGAAGAGGUUCCGGUGUGAGGUCUCUCAUCCGAGUCUCCAACAUCCUAAAUGUGUUUCCUGGGAACUGAAACAACUGGUCUGUACCCCGACUGUGAGUGAAAUAGAGUGUGAGCCUGAGGUCCCUGAGUGUGACCAACCUGUCACAUUAUCCUGUACUGCCCGGGAUUUCUACCCCGCAACCUGCUCAGUCCGUUGGUACAAGGGCAAGAGAAGCACCUCUACUGUACAUGAAACAGAACCUGCCCAGCAAGACCCCGAGUCCGGACUGUUCUCUAAAACAACAAAAAUUCUCUUCACACCUUCCGCCAGCCAACAUGGGACAGAAUACCACGUGGAAAUAACUCAUUCUAUGGAGACAACAGUUAGGAAAUAUUGUAUAAAACUCAAAGGGUUUCCAGAUGUUAAAGAUAUAACUUGCAAUAAGAACCCCCCAAAAUAUGGAGAAGCCCUAACCCUAAGCUGCGAGGUUAUUGGAUGCAGCGCCCAUGACAUCACAGCAGAAUGGCAAAUGGGCAUUAAUCCCAUAAAGGGGCAAAUGAGAGCAAAGACCCAAACAGACAGAGAUUCAGUCACAUUCCUCCUCACACUGACGCCCACAGCAGAGCAUCAUGGGAAAUUAUUCGCCUGCCUGAUAAAGCACAAGGACCUACAGCACCAGUUUAUAAGACAUACAUUUAUAAAUUUGCCAGAUGUGCCACCCACUUUAUCAGAGAUCAUGGUGUUCCCAAAGUACCCACAGAUAAGCAAAGAAGCCACAUUCACCAUAAACAUCUCUGAUUUCUCAUAUAAAAACCUUGAAGUGAAAUGGUCCUGGCAUACCAACCAGCUCACAGACAAUGUCAUAACAUCAGAGGCAGAAAUUAGAGAGAAUGGAUUAUAUUCCUGUAGCAGCUCAGUGAGAUACACUCCAAAGGACAAAGACCUCAUUCAGUGUGAUGUUGUGACCAACAAGAGAAGAAGAUACAUUAAACAAUAUCAAGUUAAAGACAGAGGUGCCGCUCGACUUGCACUGGAACCUUCAACACUUUAAAUAAACAGGAAGAACUUGCUAUAAAAGCUUUAUCCCCACCCCAAGAUGGGAGUCAGAGGGUGCUCUUUGCAACAGAAAGGGUUGCCACCUGGCUGGUAAAAAUUGUUAAUUAUUCAUAGUGAAGGAAAAAUAUAGGGAGGCCAGUAUUUUUUUCCAGAAAAGAACUAUACCCUGUGCAAUUUGCGCCAAAGGCAGGAUCAAGGCACAUCCAAGACAUGUCUGUAGUAAUGGUGGAUACACUGAGUUGUACAGAAACUAUGGCUCUCCAAUGAGUUUAUAUGUUGCUGGACCUUAUAACCUGAAGGAAAAUGUUUUUAAUAAUGAAUAAAAUCCUAAUAAAAUAUUUUGUACUUUCUAA
Molecule: messenger RNA, 3351 nt
Organism: Xenopus tropicalis (tropical clawed frog)
Lineage: Eukaryota; Metazoa; Chordata; Amphibia; Anura; Pipidae
Exons: 11
Coding region: 33-2993 (986 amino acids)
Source: RefSeq, a predicted model, not a curated record